AUGUACCAAAUUUUGGCGGCGCAGAUGAAGAGGCACGCGGCAAAGAUCAGCGGGACUAGGAGGGGGCCGCAGAGGAUCAGCAACAAGUGCCUCCUCGGGCAUCAGUGGAGGCAACGUGCGAACAUCCGGGCGGCGGUGGCGGUGGCGGAGUACCUGUUGCUGGCGUCUGCGGCGUCAUUUUGGGACCUCUACACGGUGAGGAGCAGAAUAGAUAGGUGGACGGGGAUCUCUCUGCUGGAGGAGGACUCUCAGAAGGCGUCGGAGAAGAAAUCAAAGACCCGCAGUGAUGCGGAGUCCGAGAAGAUCGACUCCUGA
Messenger RNA from Striga asiatica, 315 nucleotides. The record is from the annotation of a GenBank genome assembly. NCBI's taxonomy places the organism in Eukaryota, Viridiplantae, Streptophyta, Magnoliopsida, Lamiales, Orobanchaceae.